This is a messenger RNA of Phycomyces blakesleeanus NRRL 1555(-), 2346 nucleotides long. RefSeq lists its product as hypothetical. The transcript is spliced from 2 exons. The record is from RefSeq and is a predicted model, not a curated record. NCBI's taxonomy places the organism in Eukaryota, Fungi, Mucoromycota, Mucoromycetes, Mucorales, Phycomycetaceae. Gene Ontology annotation, molecular function: ATP-dependent protein folding chaperone; ATP hydrolysis activity; heat shock protein binding. Gene Ontology annotation, cellular component: cytosol; cytoplasm; plasma membrane. Gene Ontology annotation, biological process: protein refolding; vesicle-mediated transport; cellular response to unfolded protein. Bases 46 to 1995 code for a protein of 649 amino acids.
AUUCUUUAACUCUUUCAAAGAAAACCUAUAAACAAGAACUCUAAUAUGCCUAAAGCCGUCGGAAUUGAUCUUGGAACCACUUACUCCUGUGUUGGUGUCUGGCAAAACGAUCGUGUAGAGAUCAUUGCCAAUGACCAGGGUAACCGUACCACUCCCUCCUAUGUUGCCUUUACAGACACAGAACGUCUUAUUGGUGAUGCUGCAAAGAAUCAAGUAGCUAUGAACCCUUACAACACUGUGUUCGAUGCCAAGCGUCUCAUCGGUCGUCGCUUCACCGAUUCCGAGGUCCAGUCUGACAUGAAGCACUUUUCAUACAAGAUCAUCAACAAGGACGACAAGCCCGCAAUCCAAGUUGAAUUCAAGGGUGAAACCAAGAUCUUCACUCCCGAAGAAAUUUCCUCCAUGGUCCUCAUCAAGAUGAGAGAAACCGCCGAAGGUUACCUUGGCACCAAGGUCGACAGUGCUGUCAUCACCGUCCCAGCCUACUUCAAUGACUCUCAGCGUCAGGCCACCAAGGAUUCUGGUGCCAUUGCCGGUCUCAAUGUCCUUCGUAUCAUCAACGAGCCGACCGCAGCCGCAAUUGCCUAUGGACUUGACAAGCAAACCAAGGGCGAGCACAAUGUUCUCAUCUUCGAUCUUGGAGGUGGAACCUUUGAUGUAUCUCUGUUGACCAUCGAAGACGGUAUCUUUGAGGUCAAGGCCACUGCUGGUGACACCCACUUGGGUGGUGAGGACUUUGACAACCGUCUCGUUAACCACUUUGUUCAGGAGUUCAAGCGCAAGUACAAGAAGGAUAUCUCCGAAAAUGCCCGUGCUGUCCGCCGUCUCCGUACUGCAUGCGAGAGAGCAAAGCGUACUCUUUCUUCGUCUGCCCAGACCACCAUCGAAAUCGACUCUCUCUUUGAGGGCGUUGACUUCUACACCUCUCUCACCCGUGCUCGUUUCGAGGAGCUCAACCAGGAUCUCUUCCGCACAACCAUGGAGCCUGUUGAGAAGGUUCUUCGCGAUGCCAAGAUUGACAAGGGUUCAGUGAACGAGAUUGUCCUUGUCGGUGGCUCAACCCGUAUCCCCAAGAUCCAGAAGAUGGUCUCUGACUUUUUCAACGGAAAGGAGCCCUGCAAGUCCAUCAACCCCGAUGAGGCCGUUGCCUACGGUGCCGCUGUUCAGGCUGCAAUUCUUACUGGUGACACCUCUGAGAAGACUGACUCUCUCCUGUUGCUCGAUGUCGCACCCUUGUCACUCGGUAUUGAGACCGCUGGUGGUGUCAUGACUCCUCUCAUCAAGCGUAACACAACUGUACCCACCAAGAAGUCUGAGAUCUUCUCCACCUACGCUGAUAACCAGCCUGGUGUGCUUAUCCAGGUUUAUGAGGGUGAGCGUGCACGCACCAAGGACAACAACUUGCUUGGCAAGUUCGAGCUGACCGGUAUUCCUCCCGCUCCCCGUGGUGUACCUCAGGUCGAGGUUACCUUUGAUGUUGAUGCCAACGGUAUUCUCAAUGUCACUGCUCUUGACAAGACCACCGGAAAGUCAAACAAGAUUACCAUUACCAACGACAAGGGUCGCCUAACCAAGGAGGACAUUGAACGCAUGGUCAACGAUGCCGAGAAGUACAAGGCCGAAGAUGAGGCAGCCGCAGCCCGUAUCGCAGCCCGAAACGGCCUUGAGUCCUAUGCUUACAACCUCCGCAACACACUUGCUGAAGAGAAGGUUUCUAGCAAGCUUGAGCCCGCUGACAAGGAGACUCUUACAAAGGCUAUUGACGAAGCUAUUUCCUGGAUGGACAACAGUGCCGAGGCCAGCAAGGAAGAGUAUGAGUCUCGCCAGAAGGAACUUGAAGAGGUUGCCAACCCCAUCAUGACCAAGUUGUACGCAAGCACAGGUGGUGCUCCUGGCGGUGGAAUGCCCGGAGGUGCUCCUGGUGGAUUCCCUGGUGGUGCUCCUGGUGGUGGCGCCCCUGGUGCUGAUGGACCUACUGUUGAAGAGGUCGACUAAUUUAAUAUAUACAUUUUUAUAUAUUUUAUUUUCUACUCUCUUACUUUACUCCUAUUCUAUUCUACUUUAUAUUCUAUUCUAUCAUUUCCUUUGCUCUCUUGCACACACACAAACAAACAAACAAAAAAAAGCCACUUCUUUACUCCCCUCCUUACCUACCUAACUUUCACUCUAUCUCCUUUCCUCUUUUUUUUGCUUAUCUCUCUAUUAGUCCUAACCUCUUUUCCCGUUCCAUCACAUUUCGAACACCAUGUUCCCUUAAAGAAAUCUGCAUUACUUUUGUAUAUUCCAAUUGCAGAUCUUCAUUUGUUUAAAAAAAAUAAAGCAAUAAAAGCUAUAAUAUUUGUUUAU